UUAUUUUUUUUAAUCGAACACACCCCAUUACUUGUAGUUUUGUAGAUUAAGAAUUGUUUAUGCAAAUAAAUUUUAAUUUUUUUUCGAAUUGACGAAGCUAAAGUUCACCUUCAUACAUUGCUUCAAAAUAUAAAUAAAUAUUAUCUACAAAAUGCUAUUACUAAAAGGCGAAGCCGAUUCGAUAAACUUAGAAGGAUAUACGGCAAUUGUACCGAGUAUCGGAGUGGGAAAUGCCGGCCAGCUUGCAUGUGAUCUAAUUAUCUCGACGUUGAAGUUGAAAAGAAUUGGUAAUAUUUGGCAUGAAGCUCUGAUUCCAAUAACUGGACCCUCUGCCUUUCAACACGAACCCAAUACAAAGGCUGCCUCAUGCGAGGUCUACGUCGAUGACUCAAAAAAAGUGCUCGCUAUCCAAUUACGUUCACCGCUCAUAUCAAUGCACCUGAACGACUUCCAUGAAGAGUUAGUGGGAUUGCUUCAAAAAUGUUCCAGAGUGAUUAUACUUACCAGUAGUUUUGGCUACGAGAAACACACAAUAGAAGCCAGUUCAUUUGAAUACAUUGCCAAUAAAGAAUUCAAACAAAAUCAUGCCGACCGGCUCGGAGCCUUACAAUGGACUGAAUUUUCUGGAGAAGUAGUACAUGGGGGAGGCAACGCACUUAAGCUUUACAAAGCCUUAGAAGCCAGCAAUGUGCCGGCGCUAUUGCUGUUUAAAUAUGUUUUGGAAGGAGAUAACACGAUGGAUGCUUCGCAAUUAGUAAAAGAAUUGGACGAUUUACUCGAAGAAGAAAUCAAAAUGAAGUCUGGAAGUUCUUUGAAGUUAACAGCACCAGUUUCAUGGAAGCUCAUGUAUGGCAACGAAGUUGGAGAUUUGAUUUUCUAGGAUAAAUUUUGAAAGUGUAAUAAAAGAGGGUGCAAAGUUAA
Molecule: messenger RNA, 921 nt
Organism: Eupeodes corollae
Lineage: Eukaryota; Metazoa; Arthropoda; Insecta; Diptera; Syrphidae
Product: proteasome assembly chaperone 2
Exons: 1
Coding region: 152-880 (242 amino acids)
Biological process (GO): proteasome assembly
Cellular component (GO): nucleus; cytosol
Source: RefSeq, a predicted model, not a curated record